Molecule: messenger RNA, 3012 nt
Organism: Babesia bovis T2Bo
Lineage: Eukaryota; Apicomplexa; Aconoidasida; Piroplasmida; Babesiidae
Exons: 1
Coding region: 75-2930 (951 amino acids)
Source: RefSeq, a predicted model, not a curated record
UAGAUGCGAAAAGCAUAAUAAAUUUUAACAAAUUGGCUGUUUAAACACAUACGUGGUAACACGUACGCAGAAGGAUGUAUUUUGGUGACAUUGACCAAUCGAGCAAGUCGCAGAAGGAUACAUCACAAGAUCCUUUACAGCCAAGUGAGACAAUAGAAAAUAGUACAAAUAAAAGCACAGUUUCUAUAUGUACUCCAACUGAUGAAGAAUAUUGCAACAUCGGUGAACUGAGUUCCACGGGAGCUCACCAAAGUUGCAAUUUAAAAAGUACAGUAGAUGACGAUGAUAGCAAUCUGCUAGACAGUAGACAGUCAGUUUAUCUGUGUGUAGAUAUAACACCAGUGGAUGAUACAACGGAUACCAACAUAACAUUAGAUACUAAACAAGAUAUCGCGCAACGAAUAACUGGCGAUUCUAUUCAGACAUAUAACGAAAGAAGCCCUGAGAACGAGCUAGAUAUAAAGGGAAUAGAGAAUACACAAUUACUUGGAGCGCAAGGUGAAUUACGAAAAGAUUUUUUACUUCAUAUAAGCAAUACAAAUAAACAAAGCGUGCCAGAAGAGCCUAACACAACAAGCCCAAAGCUGGGAGAAGACUCGAGCGAACUUGAAUCUUGGAGGAGUUCCGAAGCGUCUACAAGAGCUGUAUAUAACGCAGAAACAUAUAAUACAAAGUCAGGACGAUAUACAUCCCUGGGAACAUACAGACAAGUGGCAAAAAACGGAUAUAAUAAAAAGACCUUUGGACAACUGUCGGAUAGUGAGGCCUCUCCAGAAUAUAUUAGCGAAGAUUAUAGCAAUUACGACUUUAAAGAGGAAUCCGAAGCCUCGGAUUCAUAUAGAGGUCAAGUAGAAUCAUUCGAAUCUGAUGAUGAAAACGAAGCUAUAGAUGAAAUUGAUGAGGGCUACUACACUGGCACGAAUGACUCCGAGGAUUGGAAUGCUAAUAAAGAAACGAAAAUUAAAUAUUACUCACAAUCUAGCAACUCGCAAGAAGGGUACUCGAACAGCGAUAACACGGAUCAAUGUAGUGAACAGUCUGACUCGAUUGACGACAAUAGAGAACAACAAAAUUAUUCCAUAAGUGAUAAUCAAGAAGAGAUACUACAACCAGAAGAAGUUCAUUCGAUCAUACAUAAAAGGAGAAAGAGAUAUUUAAAGGCGCCAAACCUGCGGUACAAACGACCUAGGCGAUCGUAUGAUAAAUCCGCAUCCACCCUAGAUUACCGCAAAGACGUUAGUAUAAGAGAAGAAAGGGAAAGCAAGGCUUUCCCGGCUAACACAUUUGAUGAUUCUUCAACGGCAGUUUGGUGUAGAAUAUUGCAAAAUGAAUUGAGUGUCUUAAGGGCACAAAAGAAUACUUGGGUAGAUAGAGAACACGAAUUGUUGCAACGUAUAGAAAGGGCGAGGGAUGAAAUAAAAAGACAGAACGCCCAACUAAUAGAUGCAGAAACUAAAGUGGUGCAAUUGGAACAAAAUAUACAAUUGAUAACGUGGCGCGCUAAAAUCAGACACGAAACUCUAGAAACGAGUUAUAAAACUUUGUGUGAAAACGUUAAACUUGCAGAAGAGGCAUCACUGAAAACUGCACUAGAAAUCAAAAAACUGCAAACACGUAAUAUGGUAUUGGAAGAAUUAAUACAAAUUCAAGCCAUGGAGCAAACUGAAUUAAAUACGAGGUUGGACCAUAUCAACAACAGUGAUGCUGAUACGAUUCCAUUAACAACGGGAAAUGAUGUACACUAUUUUGAGGAUGUUAGCGCGACGCCAAUGGGAAACAUAAAAGAAGGUACCAAUGAUAAUGAGACCACUUCAGUGUCUCAUGAUAACACUCCUUUCACUAAAACUGAACCAACCGAAAUCAACACAAAUGCAUUGCAAGAAAUAGUUCAAGUAUUGAAAUCACAACUGGAACAAAUGGUUAUCUCCAGCAAACAUAUGGAAAAAUAUGUCAAAGAGACUAUGGAAAUAUACAUAUAUGAAUUAAAAGAUUUACUACAACAAACGAAGUCAGAUCUGGCGUACAAAACAGAAGAAUGUAAUGCAGUAAAGAGGUCACUGGAAACCAUGAAAUUAGAACUGGAGAUGGUCAAACGCAAUCUAACGCAAAGCUUGGAAAUGCAAACGGAGCUAAGUGAAAAAUCUAGGGAAAAGGAAUUGCAAAAUGAUGCGCAGAAAAGGGAAAUUGAAACACUCCAUGCCCAAGUAAAGGAAUUGAAAGAUGACUUAUCUUCCAGCAUGUUGCGAGAAGGCGCAAAUAGAACUGCGUUGGAUGAGUAUAUGAGGGAAAUACGCGCUAAAAUGUACCAGAUGGAAUCGCUCUGUAAAAUAAAUAGAAUACAAAUGGAAUCCCAAAAGGCAGAUGCUUCAACCGGCGUGGAACAGGAUCACCAGCAUGAUAACAAGGAAGUAGAUGAAACAACAGACAGUCCUUGUACGAUGGGAUCAAGUGCAGACGUUAACAGUGCCAUAGAGACAAAAACGAUUGAUUCCAAACAAUCAAAUCCCCUUGAGGAUACAUCAUGUGCUUCAGCAUCCAAUGGAAAAUGCACUAUCGAAACAAAUGACACUCAGACAAUCGAUUUGGCCAAGAUGAAAAGUGUUUUCAAAGAAACUGUAGUCAAUCUCCAGAAGAAAGUUGAAUUGCUAACUGAAAAGCUAAAGGAACAAGUAGUACGUGCGUACAAUUACGAGCAACAGAUUAAUCAGAUGAAGCCACAAAUAGGAACUAAGAAAUGCGAAUGCCAUAGAGCAUUGGAAAAAUCUAAUGCCACCAAGAUGAAGCGUUGCUGGUGCAAAUAUAAGCGUAUCGGUGAAUUGAAAAGACGCAUCUCGCGAGCGUCGCUCAAGCUGGAUGCCAUGACAAUAGCUGCAGUGGUCAAAGGUGAAGCACUAACAACUAAACGCCGCAAACUCGAAAAGGCGGGUUAAAUAUGUAAUUCCCGUAAACGGGUGGUAACUAUAUUACACAACUGUGGUGUGCCCUAUGCUAAUAAAGUUAGUGUAUAUGUGC